CCAUAAACCAGUUGAGAAGGCAACAAGCAGCUCUUACUCGGUCACUGCUACUAACGAAACCACCCAUUUUAAACCUUUUUUCUUUUAGUCUAAACUUUCAUGGCGAUCCAAUUCUCUUCAACGAGGUCUUUUCGCUCCAUUUUCCAGCCCAAACCAAAUCUUUCCGAACCCUUCCUUUUCCUUCCAGAUUCUUAUUAUAGACGAGCAGAAAGCGACUCGUGCCGUGCUUGCAGUGUGAAUUGGAGCAAGUGGAGCUCAGCUGCAAACUACGUUAGACUUACGAAACUCUCCGGACAAUCUGUUGGUGUAAAAAAAUUGGUGCACAAUAGAGCAGGAUUUGUGAGGUGUGCAACUAUUGAAGAAAUCGAAGCGGAGAAAUCUUCCAUUGAGAAAGAUGUUAAAGCUAGAAUGGAAAAGGCUAUUGAAAUGGUGCGGACAAAUUUCAAUUCAGUACGGACAGGGCGAGCAAAUCCAGCCAUAUUAGAUAAGAUUGAGGUGGAAUAUUAUGGAACUCCAGUCAGCUUGAAGAGCAUAGCUCAAAUCACUACUCCUGAUGCAAGUUCUCUUCUGGUUCAACCAUAUGACAAAUCAAGCUUAAAGGCUAUAGAGAAGGCCAUAGUAAGCUCUGAUGUUGGUUUGACUCCAAACAAUGAUGGUGAAGUAAUACGUUUGACCCUUCCUCAACUGACAUCUGAAAGAAGAAAGGAAUUAUCAAAAAUCGUGGCCAAACAGGCUGAAGAAGGAAAGGUUGCAUUGAGGAAUAUAAGAAGAGAUGCAUUAAAAGCCUAUGAAAAACUUGAGAAGCAAAAGAAGCUCUCAGAAGACAACGUGAAGGACUUGUCAAGUGAUUUACAGAAACUGACAGACGAGUAUAUUAAGAAGGUUGAGAGCAUCUACAAACAGAAAGAGAAGGAGUUGCUGAAGGUUUAAUGAUUGUUUGCACAGAAAUGUAAAUGGGUGAGCUAUGUCUUCGGUGAAUUGUAAACGCAGCUGUCUUUGUUGGUUGAGUUUAUGGUGUAUAUUGUCUAUGGCCCUAAAAUGGCAUUUAUAUGCUAAUGUGGUACAAUGAUACAAAGCUUUAAAAUGAAAUUGAAAAGUGGAAAUCUGUUCUUAUAAGCUUUUAUGAAAAGUUGAUUUGUAUAGCAGUUUAUGCACUUAUUUCCUGUGAACAUUGAAAGGUGACCAAGGUAUGAGAGGACCGUCUUAGACAGCUGUCUCACAUAUAACUGUGAUGCUUACUAUUUAACAACAAAAUGCCAGGCCCCAUUCAUUC
This is a messenger RNA of Mangifera indica (mango), 1273 nucleotides long. RefSeq names its product ribosome-recycling factor, chloroplastic-like. Gene Ontology annotation, biological process: plastid translation. The transcript is spliced from 11 exons. Bases 100 to 930 code for a protein of 276 amino acids. The record is from RefSeq and is a predicted model, not a curated record. Gene Ontology annotation, molecular function: ribosomal large subunit binding. Lineage: Eukaryota; Viridiplantae; Streptophyta; Magnoliopsida; Sapindales; Anacardiaceae. Gene Ontology annotation, cellular component: chloroplast.